Molecule: messenger RNA, 1130 nt
Organism: Myxozyma melibiosi
Lineage: Eukaryota; Fungi; Ascomycota; Lipomycetes; Lipomycetales; Lipomycetaceae
Exons: 2
Coding region: 81-908 (275 amino acids)
Molecular function (GO): oxidoreductase activity
Source: RefSeq, a predicted model, not a curated record
CACCGACAUCCACCCUUGAACAGCAGCAGCGCGCAGCAGUACACAAACAACAAUUCUUCAUCAUCACCUGCAAUUAAAACAUGACUGCUUCUAAAGUUCUCGAAGGAAAGGUCGCGCUCGUGACUGGCGCGUCUUCUGGUAUGGGCCGUGCUACGACGGCCCUGCUUGCCAGCCAUGGCGCCAACAUUGUCUGCUGUGAUCUCAACCCGAAGCCGAACCCGAAGGGAUUCGAGAAGGACCUGCACCUGACCACCGUCGAGGUUGUCGAGCAGCUCGGACAGAAGGCAAUCUUCUGCCAGGUCGAUAUCUCGAACCUGAAGCAGGUCGAGGAGGCCUUCACGAAGGCGGUUGAGACUUUUGGCCGACUCGACAUCAACGUCAACUGCGCCGGCUUCUGGGCGCCGUUUGGUCCCUUUGGCGAGGAGACUGACGAGCUCUGGCAGAAGAUGGUCGCUAUCAACACUCUUGGUACUUCCAAGUGUAUGCGUUUGGCCGUCAAGCAGUUCAUGAAGCAGGAGGUUGACGAGGCCUUGGGCUCGCGCGGCCGCAUCGUGAAUGUUUCGUCGUGUGCCGGGCAUUUCUCGUUCCCGGGCGAGGUCGCGUACUCAGCCACCAAGGCAGCGGUCAACCAUAUGACUCGCGCGGCUGCUACCGAUCACGCAAAGGACUACAUCAACAUAAACGUGGUUGCGCCGGGAGUGGUUCACACCGGAAUGGCCCGUGGAAAUAUCGAGGACAAGGACAUCUCUGCUCUGAUGAAGAAGAGCACGCCGUGGCCAAGACUGGGAACGACGCAGGACAUUGCUGAGUCAAUUGUGUUUCUCUGUCUGCCCGGCUCGCAGUGGAUCACCGGCCAGCUUCUGGCUGUUGACGGAGGUAUGACCUUGGGCGUCCCGUACCCCACUUAGUUAGUAGGUGGUAGUAGAGUUUUUUCAAUAUAAUCUUACUUGUAUCUAUGAAUGAAUUGAGUUUCACGCUGAACUAUUGAAUGCUGAUGCAGAUGAUGCUUAGAAGUGGUGGACAGAAAAAAUCUCAGGUUGGGUCCAUUCCACGUUGGGAACAGUGAGUCAAAUGACUAGAAGCAGCUGAUUGCAGGCAGAAUGUUCUCUGAUAGCCAGGGAAGUCGGGUC